CCGAGAAAGUGCUUAUCCGUGACGAAUGCGUGGGUGGUUUCGGAGUUGCAGCUGUCAGUUUCAAGCUCAUUGUUCUCCUUGUCUGCUCGGAGAACCAGGAGUAUAUAUACAUGGCUUGAAGUAUUCCUGAAUCAAUUCCAUUUCCUCCAGGAUCAUCAGUGAGGAGACUCAGGACUAGGGAAACAUGGGUGGGUUUCGGUUGAGCGGCGCAGGAGCCCUCACUCUGCUCUCUAUAGUUUUUCUUAUAUCGCAAGCGUUUGUGAUCCCUGCAUUCAGCCGGGAGCUAUUGGAGAACACGAGGGACGGGGCUGCGAGAGAUGUCGACAAUGACGAGAUCACUGAAUAUGACAUCACCGGAACUGUUGUGCUGAGACGGGGUGUCCUUGAGGCCGAGACUGUCGGUGAAGCUGGGGUUGGAACCCAGAAGACUGCUGCACCUAGCAGAAAGAGAGGAUGUUCAUGUCGUGGCAAUGGGUCACCAGGAAGGCCAGGUGGGGGAGGCGGUGGAGGCGGAGGGGGCGGUGGGGGUUCCGGUGGGCGGUCAUGGUGUAAUUGUCGUGGAGGAGGUAGAGGAGGCCGUGGUAGUGGUGGUGGAGGCAAUGGCGGUAGUGGAGGAGGCGGAGGUGGUGGUGGCGGUGGCGGAGGUGGUGGUGGUGGAGGAGGCGGGGGCGGAGGUGGCGGUGGCGGUGGCGGAGGUGGUGGCGGUGGAGGUGGUGGCGGUGGAGGUGGUGGAGGUGGAGGAGGAGGAGGUGGUGGUGGAGGAGGAGGUGGUGGUGGUGGUGGUGGCGGUGGUGGAGGUGGUGGCGGUGGUGGUGGUGGAGGGGGCGGAGGUCCCAAAUCUGGAGGUGGAGGUGGAGGUGGCGGUGGAGGUGGUAGUCACGGUCCAUGA
Messenger RNA from Physcomitrium patens, 889 nucleotides. The record is from RefSeq and is a predicted model, not a curated record. NCBI's taxonomy places the organism in Eukaryota, Viridiplantae, Streptophyta, Bryopsida, Funariales, Funariaceae.